Messenger RNA from Chanos chanos (milkfish), 4066 nucleotides. It is a transcript of the gene plcl2, whose product is annotated as phospholipase C like 2. Gene Ontology annotation, molecular function: phosphatidylinositol-4,5-bisphosphate phospholipase C activity. NCBI's taxonomy places the organism in Eukaryota, Metazoa, Chordata, Actinopteri, Gonorynchiformes, Chanidae. The transcript has 6 exons. The record is from RefSeq and is a predicted model, not a curated record. Gene Ontology annotation, biological process: phosphatidylinositol metabolic process; regulation of synaptic transmission, GABAergic; release of sequestered calcium ion into cytosol. The coding region runs from base 316 to 3636 and encodes 1106 amino acids.
CAGUGAGGAUAUUCGAAAGAAAAUAGUUUCAUUUUUAUUUUGAGUGAAUUCAGCAGAUGGCAGUAUCAACGACUUUUCCUGAAUGUGAUGCUGAACAAUAAGGGUCGCAACAGUAGAAUAUUCUGCAUGGAGUCAAUUUACGCUCAUCUUUCUAGCCUGAUGCCGCUUCCGAAAAAAUACGGUCGAGAUGUAGCCAAUUCAAGGUGGCUAAUAUUUUAUCGCUGAUGUCAGUUCAAAGGGUUGUAUUGCGCAAUACUUGAAUCGAUAUUAGCUAACUACAGUACUGCCAAAGAGGUCUGUGUGUGUAUAGUGCUCAUGGCGGAGUUUUUAGAAAACUGCGGGUUACCAUCACCGAGUCCUGUGGAGAAAACAGCCGUAUCUAGUGAUGAAAAAGACGGCAAGUCGCAGAGCGAAGUGUCGGUAUCAAACGGAGACUGUGGGCUAUCAACAGACAUGGUCGGUUCCAGUGUACCUGACAACCAGGGACUCGAAUCGUCCAACGUAUCUGCCGUUGUGGACGCUAAGUCUGGAUUACCUCGCAGGACUAGUAUAAUCAAGGAUGGUUCGAGACAACGGAAGGAGAGGAAGAAGACGGUUUCCUUCAGCAGCAUGCCCACGGAAAAGAAGAUCAGCAGUGCGAGUGACUGCAUCAACGCCAUGGUCGAGGGCUCUGAGCUGAGGAAGGUGCGGUCCAAUUCCCGCGUUUAUCACCGCUACUUCCUCCUCGACGCUGAUAUGCAGUCUCUCAGGUGGGAACCUUCUAAGAAAGAAUCAGAGAAGGCAAAGAUUGACGUCAAAUCCAUCAAGGAGGUGCGGACUGGCAAGAACACGGAUACUUUCAGGACCAAUGGAAUUUAUGACCAGAUUUCGGAGGACUGUGCAUUCUCGAUCAUCUACGGGGAGAAUUAUGAGUCUCUGGACUUGGUGGCGAAUUCAGCUGAUGUGGCGAACAUAUGGGUGACAGGCCUGAGGUACCUGAUAUCCUAUGGGAAACACACACUGAACAUGAUUGAGAGCAGUCAGAACAACCUGCGGUUCUCCUGGUUGUCUGAACUCUUUGAGGAAGCUGAUGUCAAGAACAGCAAGCUAAUAAGUCUGUGUUCUGCUGUACAGCUGAUCAAAAACUUGAAUCAAGGACUCAAAAAUGUUAAGAUUGAGCUCAAGUUCAAGGAAUUGCACAAAGCGAAAGAUAAAAUUGGGUGUGAUGUUACUCAGGAAGAGUUCAUGGAAGUCUUUCAUGACCUUUGCACAAGACCAGAAAUUUACUUCUUGUUGGUUCAGUUCUCUAGCAACAAGGAAUUUCUGGAUACCAAGGACUUGAUGAUGUUUCUUGAAGCGGAGCAAGGCAUGGCCCAAGUGAGUGAAGAUACCAGUUUGGAGGUCAUUCAGAGAUACGAACCCUCCAAGGAGGGGCAACUUAAGGGCUGGCUGUCCUUGGAUGGCUUCACCAAUUACCUCAUGUCGUCCGACUGCCACAUUUUUGAUCCUGAACAAAAGACAGUGUGCCAAGACAUGAACCAACCUCUUUCCCACUAUUACAUCAACUCUUCCCACAACACUUACCUGAUUGAAGAUCAGUUCAGGGGUCCCUCAGACAUCACGGGAUACAUUCGAGCCUUGAAGAUGGGCUGCCGAAGUGUAGAGCUUGAUGUGUGGGAUGGGCCGGACAACGAACCAGUCAUUUACACUGGUCAUACAAUGACCUCACAAAUCGUCUUCCGCAGUGUGAUUGACAUCAUAAACAAAUAUGCCUUUGUGGCUUCUGAAUUCCCUCUCAUCCUGUGUUUGGAAAACCACUGUUCCCUGAAACAACAGAAGGUCAUGUUCCAACACCUCAAGAAAAUACUUGGGGAUAAAAUUCACACAGAUCCUCCAAAGCCUGAGGAUAGUUACCUCCCUUCUCCUUUAGAGCUUAAGGGUAAGAUUCUUCUAAAGGGAAAAAAACUGAAUAGCACUUGCACAAGCACUGAAGGUGAGGUGACGGACGAGGACGAGGGGGCAGAGAUGUCACAAAGGAUGAGCAUUGAUGGAGGUGAGCAACAGACUGUUUCUCCACCCAAAAAAUUUCAGCUGUCUAAAGACCUCUCUGACUUGGUAACCUUGUGUAAGUCUAUUCAAUUCAAAGAUUUUCCAACAGCAUUCCAGAACCAGAAGCACUGGGAGCUUUGCUCAUUCAAUGAGGUCUUUGCCAGUCGGUGUGCUACCGAAUGCCCUGGGGACUUUGUGAACUACAACAAAAAGUUUCUUGCUAGAGUAUACCCAAGUCCGAUGCGUAUUGAUUCGAGCAACAUGAAUCCUCAGGACUUUUGGAAGUGCGGUUGCCAAAUAGUAGCCAUGAACUACCAGACCCCUGGUUUGAUGAUGGACCUAAACAUUGGUUGGUUCAGACAAAAUGGAAAUUGUGGCUAUGUGCUGCGUCCGGCCAUCAUGAGAGAGCAGGUGUCUUAUUUCAGUGCCAACACGAAGGACUCGGUGCCCGGAGUGUCUCCUCAGCUCCUUCACAUAAAGAUCAUCAGUGGACAAAAUUUCCCCAAACCCAAAGGCUCAGGUGCCAAAGGGGAUGUGGUGGAUCCCUACGUAUAUGUUGAGAUCCACGGCAUUCCUGCCGACUGUGCUGAGCAAAGGACUAAAACGGUCAAUCAGAAUGGUGACAACCCCUUGUUUGACGAGAGUUUUGAGUUUCAGAUUAACCUUCCGGAGCUGGCUAUGGUACGCUUCGUUGUGCUGGACGAUGACUACAUUGGAGAUGAGUUCAUUGGUCAGUACACGAUUCCCUUUGAGUGUCUACAGCCAGGCUUCCGGCAUAUUCCACUCCAGUCUCUGACUGGGGAGAUCCUUCCUCACGCCUGGCUGUUUGUUCACGUGGCCAUCACCAAUCGGCGAGGUGGGGGUAAGCCACAUAAAAGAGGGCUUUCGGUCCGAAAAGGCAAGCGGAGCCGAGAGUACGCAACCAUGAGGAUACUGCUUAUCAAGGCUGUAGAUGAGGUCUUCAAAACUGCCACACAGCCACUGCGAGAGGCCACUGACCUCAGAGAGAACAUGCAGAAUGCAAUAGUGGCGUUUAAAGAACUGUGUGGCAUGUCUGCGGUGGCCAACCUUAAGCAGUGCAUCCUGGCCCUCUCCUCUCGUCUGCUGGGGUCAGACAAUACCCCUGUCCUGCUCUUCAACCUCAAGGACCAGUACCCCACACUGGAGGUCCAAGGACUCCUACCUGACAUGUUGAAAAAGGUGGUCACUGCUUAUGAAAUGAUGAUGCAGACCAGUAGGGCAUUGCUGGAGAACUGGGAGGUUGUUUACGAGAAGAUUCUGCAGGUCCAGAGAGCAGCGAUGGAGUUUCACGAGAAUCUGCACGAGCUGGCUGUGAAAGAAGGACUGAAGGGCAGAAAACUGCAUAAAGCCGUAGAGAGCUUCACUUGGAACAUUACCAUACUGAAGGGUCAGACGGACCUGCUGAAACACGCCAGCAGUGAGGUCCUGGAGAACCUCAAACAGGUCCACUAUGCUGCUCUCACCAGUAACCUUGCCAAGGGAGGUCCGGCGGGAAGCUCGGGCUCCGAGGUCAAAGGCCGCCGUAGCCUGGGGGCCAUUCCAGAGAAAGCUGUGGGAGAGGAGGACAUCACAGACGAGGAGAACUGAAACUCCUCCUUCUCCUCUUCCCAGUCCCUGGACCCCCCUCUACCUGUCACGACGUCUCCUAAAGCUUUGUUGUGAAGUGGAGGUUUGGAGAUGUUCCGCUCAAGACGUUGACGUCGAGCAUCAAAACACCCAUUUCAAUGGUUCUCCUUCACCCUCUUCCCCUCCCCAGGAUUAUCUCAGAGGAAUUUCACUUUUUUGUGUUUUUUUUUUUUUUUUCUGUCAUGAGGAAAGCCCAGACCUCGUUACCGUUAUCUCUCUCUCUCUCUCUCUAUUAAAACCCUACAUUUUACAUUCUGUCCUUUCAACCGAAGUGUAUUAGUGGUGGAAAUAACAGAUCAGGGAAUCUGCCUAGUCUUACGCCUGCGUCGCUCCUUUAAAAGCUCUACACCUCUCUUCCCUUAAAAGUCCUUCCCUUUUCCCCCCUGUCCUC